This is a messenger RNA of Benincasa hispida (wax gourd), 4797 nucleotides long. RefSeq names its product Pentatricopeptide repeat (PPR) superfamily protein. The record is from RefSeq and is a predicted model, not a curated record. Gene Ontology annotation, biological process: RNA modification. Gene Ontology annotation, molecular function: zinc ion binding; RNA binding; protein binding. Lineage: Eukaryota; Viridiplantae; Streptophyta; Magnoliopsida; Cucurbitales; Cucurbitaceae.
AUUUCCCCUUUUCAACUAACAUUAUCCUCCACCUUAUUUUCUCGCAGCAGCCGCACAUCACCAGUUUCUUUCUUCUCCCUCACUCCCUACGGCGGUCACACGCUGCCACGGCUGCCAUUAUUGGCCGCCGGCAGGCCUCUGCAGUCAAUUUUUUUCUUCCUCUUAUCUCCCCAAAACUCCAGCUCUCAGGUCCGUCAAUUUUCCCACAGGCAGGGUCGUCAUUCCCCGCCAUUUCCAUGAAAUAUGUUAUCCACUCUCUCCAAUCUCUUCCUCAAAGUUACUUCGUCCCUCUCCCUCUCUCUGUCUAACCAGAUGGUACUCAUCAAUCCCCUUUUAUAAUAGCUUCAGCUAUGGCCGCAGCAAGAGUUUGGAUUAAACCCACCUCCAAUUUUCGACCAUCCUUCACAACAACAAAAUGCAUUGAUUUGAUUGGUAAAACCAAUAAUUCACUUCGAGUCAAUGGUGUUGGUGCCACAAAUUCUCAUGCAUUCGAUGAGACUUCACCCCAUAUGGAACAAGGUAAAUCACAGAGCAUUCAGUUGAUGAAUUUCAUGGAAGAGCGUGGAAUUCGUGCCAACCAUCAAACCUAUCUUUGGUUGUUAGAAGGGUGCUUGACUUCUGGGUCCUUGCUUGAAACUAUGAGGCUCCACUGCAGGAUUUUGAAAUCGGGUUUUGAUGUAGAACCUUUACUAAUCGAUAGUCUUGUUGAUAAUUAUUUUCGACAUGGGGAUCUAAAUGGGGCAUUGAAGGUAUUUGAUGAUAAUCCCAACAGAAAUGUAUUCUCUUGGAAUAAAUUGAUUCAUGUCUUUGUUGCGCAGAAGUUGAAUUUCCAGGUGUUUGGUCUCUUCCGACGAAUGUUAGCUGAAGAAAUUACUCCCAAUGAAAUCACAUUUGCUGGGGUUUUAAAGGCUUGUGUUGGUUGCAACAUUGCAUUCAACUAUGUAGAACAGGUACAUUCUAGGACAAUCCAUUAUGGUUUUGAUAGUAGUCCACUUGUUGCUAAUCUUUUGAUUGACUUGUAUUCGAAGAAUGGGUACAUUGAGUCAGCUAAAAAAGUAUUCAAUUGCAUAUAUAUGAAGGAUAUUGUUACUUGGGUAGCUAUGAUCUCAGGUUUAUCUCAAAAUGGACUUGAAGAAGAGGCCAUUCUCCUUUUCUGUGAUAUGCAUGCAUCAGAAAUCUUUCCUACUCCUUAUGUAUUGUCAAGUGUGUUAAGUGCUUCAACCAAGAAACAAUUAUUUGAAUUGGGAGAGCAGCUUCACUGUCUAAUUAUUAAGUGGGGAUUUCAUUCCGAAACAUAUGUGUGUAAUGCUCUCGUGGCAUUGUACUCCCGUUCUGGGAAAUUGGUAUCUGCCGAGAGGAUAUUUAGCACAAUGAAAUAUAGGGAUGGGGUUUCUUAUAAUUCACUAAUAUCUGGUCUAGUUCAGCAAGGAUUUAGUGACAGGGGAUUAGAGUUGUUUACUAAAAUGCAACAAGAUUGCUUGAAACCAGACUGUAUUACAGUUGCUAGUCUGUUGAGUGCUUGUGCGUCAGUUGGGGCUCUUCACAAGGGAAUGCAAUUACACUCAUAUGCGAUAAAAGCUGGAAUGUCUGCAGAUAUUAUUCUUGAAGGUUCUCUUCUUGAUCUUUAUUCGAAGUGCGCUGAUGUAGAGACUGCCCAUAAAUUUUUCCUUACUACAGAGACAGAAAAUAUAGUGUUGUGGAAUGUGAUGCUUGUUGCUUAUGGACAAUUGGAUAAUCUUAGUGAUUCAUUCGAAAUAUUUAGACAGAUGCAAAUUGAGGGCAUGAUACCCAAUCAGUUCACCUACCCAAGUAUUUUGAGAACUUGUACUUCUUUGGGAGCCUUGUAUUUAGGAGAGCAAAUCCAUACCCAUGUUAUAAAGACUGGGUUUCAGUUGAAUGUAUAUGUUUGUAGUGUGCUUAUAGAUAUGUAUGCUAAACAUGGACAAAUAGACCUUGCUCUUAGAAUCCUAAGACGGCUGCCAGAGAAGGAUGUUGUCUCCUGGACAGCCAUGAUUGCUGGUUAUGUGCAACAUGAUAUGUUUUCCGAAGCACUUCAACUUUUUGAAGAAAUGGAAUAUCAAGGAAUUUUAUCCGACAAUAUUGGAUUUUCCAGUGCUAUUAGUGCAUGUGCAGGUACUCGGGCACUUCGUCAAGGCCAACAAAUUCAUGCUCAGUCAUAUGUGUCUGGAUUUGGAGAUGAUCUUUCAAUCAACAAUGCUCUAAUUAGUCUAUAUGCCAGAUGCGGUAGAAUUCAGGAAGCAUACUUAGCAUUCGAGAAAAUUGAUGAUAAAAAUAAUAUUUCUUGGAAUUCAUUGGUUUCAGGAUUUGCGCAGAGUGGCUAUUUUGAAGAAGCAUUGGAGGUAUUUGUUCGAAUGUUACGGACUGAAGCAGAAGUUAAUAUGUUCACGUAUGGAUCUGCAAUUAGUGCUGCAGCCAGUCUUGCAAACAUAAAGCAAGGGCAACAAAUCCAUGCCAUGGUUUUGAAAACCGGAUUUGAUUCUGAAAUAGAAGCUUCUAAUUCUUUAAUCACAUUGUAUGCAAAAUGUGGUAGCAUAAGUGAUGCCCAGAGAGAAUUCAAUGAUAUGCCAGAAAAAAAUGUGAUUUCUUGGAAUGCCAUGAUUACUGGCUAUUCCCAGCAUGGUUGUGGUAUGGAAGCACUUCGUCUUUUUGAAGAGAUGAAGGUGUGUGGGAUCAUGCCAAACCAUGUUACUUUUGUAGGAGUUUUGUCGGCAUGUAGCCAUAUCGGUCUUGUGAAAGAAGGUCUUGAUUACUUUGGAUCCAUGCAUAAAAUGCAUGAUUUGGUUCCUAAAUCCGAACAUUAUGUGUGUGUAGUGGAUCUUCUUGGUCGGGCUGGUCUGUUGGACCGUGCAAUGGGAUUCAUAGAAGAGAUGCCUAUCCCUGCAGAUGCUAUGAUAUGGAGAACGCUUUUAAGUGCUUGUGUUAUCCACAAGAAUAUGGAAAUAGGAGAGCGUGCCGCACAUCAUCUCCUAGAAUUGGAACCUGAAGACUCAGCAGCCUAUGUUCUACUAUCAAAUAUAUAUGCUGUUUCUAGAAAAUGGGUUCACAGGGAUUGGUCAAGGAAAUUGAUGAAAGACAGGGGGGUAAAGAAAGAGCCUGGUCGUAGUUGGAUUGAAGUCAAGAAUGCAGUUCAUGCAUUCUAUGCUGGGGAUAAGCUCCAUCCACUUGCGAAUCAGAUAUACGAGUAUAUAGGACAUUUAAAUAAACGAACAUCUGAAAUUGGAUAUGUGCAAGAUAGUUUUAGUCUUUUGAAUGAGUCGGAGCAAGGCCAGAAGGAUCCAACAAUUUAUGUUCACAGUGAGAAAUUAGCAAUUGCUUUUGGACUACUGAGCUUGAGUAAUAAUAUUCCCAUACGAGUAAUGAAGAAUCUCCGUGUCUGUAAUGAUUGCCACAAUUGGAUAAAAUAUGUAUCGAAGAUUUCAAACCGCCCGAUUAUAGUGAGGGAUGCACAUCGUUUUCAUCAUUUUGAUGGUGGUGUCUGCUCAUGUAAAGAUUUUUGGUAAAUGCUAGUAAGAAUACUCGUCUUUUUUAUUCUUUACUUCCAUGGUUUGGUGUUUGUACGGCCCUCAUGCUUCCUGAUAUCAACAAAGGCAUAGCCAUUGGCAUUCCGUCGACGAAUCGUCUUGGGGGAAAAGCUUCUUUGUACUGCAUUUUUGAAGACAGAUUGGAAAUGUUAUCAGCUCUUUUAGAAACGGGUUGGUGACGGCUGACAAGCUGAAAAGAAAUCUUAUCAAGCCAGCUUGGGCAGGAAAAUCUCGUGUCAGAUAAUAUGCUCCGUUUAAUUGCUUGAAGGCUGCCAUGGGGAGGAGGAUUACAAGUCUUCAAAUAUUCUUUUUGGCUGCAGUAUAAGAACCACCUGACCUGAUUUCAGAUAAUGGAUUGGCAAAAUGGCUCCUAAAUUAAUGGUCUCAGCACUCAAUUGCUCGAAUUGAAGUCCGGUAUUCUGGAAUCCUUUCCUAUCAUGUCAUCUUAACCAAAUCAGUUGAAACAACACGAUCAAACUUCAUUGAGGUAAACUUUAUUUCACUUCAAUGGUAGUUAAUGAGAUCGACACUUCAGAUUUUCCGAUGAUUAAUAGCAUGUUUGGAGUGAUUCUGAAAUGGUUAAAAUUAGUAUCUUUUUAAAAUCAUUAAGAAAAUAUUUUUAAUCAUUAAAAUAAAUUCUAAUAGCAUGAAAAUUAUGCUUAAAAGUGUAAAAUUAAACAUUGAAUAUAUUUUGAGUGAUUAAAAGUUUUUAAAUGAUUUUAGCCCUUUCAAAAUCACUCCCAAUUAAGAAGAAUCCCAAUAAUCAUUGUUAGAUUUUCCAGUUAUCAACGCUUCAAAUUUCCGAUUGAGGUAAACUUCUUCAUUGUUAGAAACUCUGCAUGCAUGUUUGAGGAUAGUUCAAGGAAAACUACUGCGUUUGAGAUUAAUCCUGUUACAGGGAAGUUGAUUCAUAGUCACACUUGAUCUCUCAUCAUCUGGACUAAUAAGCAAUGAGGAACAUAGUGUUUGGAGAAUUUUUACAUUAGGGUUUAGGGUUUAGAUCACUAACAAUAGACUGAUGUAAAUUUUGUACAGAUUUUUUUUAGUGUCACUUGGGGGUAUAAUUUGGUUCUAUUUGACCAGUUAGUUUUAUACCGAACCAGCGGUCCGAUUAAUUUGGUCAAUACUUUUGGAACUGAACCAAAUUGGCCUGAUUUUGGUUUUGGUCAAAGGAGAUCAAGUUGUUGGAUCUUUGAUUUGUAAGUCUUAUUGAAGUUUCAAGUUUCAAUAAAUUUUGAAGUACAUCAUGCAAAAA